AUGAGCUUUUCUCUUUUACAGCACAAAAAAGCAGAAGAUGCACAAAGGGAUGGCCCGAAAAAACAUUACAUUGAAGACGGCAUGGUGUAUUACUGUAGUAUUCCAACAAUACACUGCGCCUUGGCAGCUGAAAAAUAUGAGGCAGUGCUUAUUUACAUGCAAUAA
Messenger RNA from Nematocida ausubeli, 165 nucleotides. RefSeq lists its product as uncharacterized. NCBI's taxonomy places the organism in Eukaryota, Fungi, Microsporidia. Bases 1 to 165 code for a protein of 54 amino acids. The record is from RefSeq and is a predicted model, not a curated record. The transcript has a single exon.